AUGGGAGAUCCAAGUCGAUCAACAUCACGGUGGUCAGGAUCACUGUCAGUUGCAACUAAAUCAACUAGUGCUACAAGUACAACAACACCAUUGGUCAUUUUACGAAGGAAACUAUUCCGACAGUCAGCAAAUAAAAAAAGUUUCACACAACGUAUGGCUCAAUCAAGAAAUGAUAUUGAAGAAUUAUUUCGAUUAUAUUACUCCAAUGAUCUUAAAUUUGAUAACAUGCAACGACAAAUUGUCACCGGAAAACGUAUUUCAACGGAACAAACGCCUUCAUCAUCACAAGAUAAUUUAACAGCUAGUUCAACAAAUCUUUUCAAUGGCAAACAUUUUGUUAGCCGUGAACAAUGGAGUACAUCAGAGUUGGCUUGUCAUGGCGAACAACAACAGACCUCUAAUGAUCAAACAACAACACGGAAGCGAUCAGUACGAAUUAGAACUGAUAAUAAUGUUAUUAUUAAUUUGCCACCACCUCCAACAGAUACUAGUCAUUCAUUGUUAAAAGCUAUUCCUAUGCCACUGAAUUCAUCGGAUAAAUCCUCAUCAACCCAACAAGACGACUUGUGUGAUUCACCACUUGUUAAAAGUGUCACUUUUCUUGGAGAUAUUCCCAGUGAAUCUCACGAAAUUUUAAAUAAAAGAAAAGCAAAACCCAAAAUACUUCAACGUCCGGUGUCAUCAAAGCCAUCAUUGUCAACAGUUCCAUUGUCACCAACACUUGUAGUUACAAAUGGAAAUAAUAGAAAAGAUCCGAUUGUUCAAUCAAAUAUAUCAAUUUCAACUAUGAAUUCCUCCCAGCCACAAAAAUCGAGUCGUUCAUCUGUUUUAACUGGUUCACAAGUUCUAGUUCGACAACGAACACCUUCAAAACUCUCGUUUUCUCGACAACGAUCAAAAUUAAACUCUUCCAGAGCAACAAUUUCAUCUUUAUCACAGCCAACUAUAAAGCCGGGUUCUCCACCCAUCUGCAGCCCUUUAUCCAUCGAACCGGAGACGUCUGAGUUACCUCUUUUUGUUGGGGGACAACGUGUUGUUUCGAUACCAUCGAAAUGCAGUCGUUAUGUUCUGGUUUCAUUUCCUGAAGUUCCACUUCGCUAUAAUGCUCCAUCUUACGUUGAACGUCUUCUUUUGCCCGAACGUUUUCCAACAUUAUUUCAAAACAUAGUUCACAGUUAUGAUCCGCAUUUAACCAUUGUACAACAAAAUCCAAAUGAAAAAUGA
This is a messenger RNA of Rotaria socialis, 1224 nucleotides long. Lineage: Eukaryota; Metazoa; Rotifera; Eurotatoria; Philodinida; Philodinidae. The record is from the annotation of a GenBank genome assembly.